AUGGCAUCAAACACCGCCGCACUCGACAUGCUCUCGCAAUCUUACCCUGAGCUCAGGGAUAGAAUAAUACUCGAUCUUUACCACGCUAUAGUCGGCGAUUUCAUACAUCCAGCUACUAUGUGGAAUCAGUGUCCACCCGACCGCUCUAGGCCCCUUCGCGUUCUCCUCAACACAUUCUAUUCGCAUUGUCUCGUAUCCAAAGAUUUCAAGGAUCGCAUCGAAAACUACGGCAACCUGUGGUCUGUCAUUCCGCUAGGCCAGACAGACGAAGACAAAGUACCUCGGUUCCUCGCCAUGUCGAAACGCUGCCCUCUCACCGUCUUAGUCACCGACGGUUACUCUAUCGGCCAACUGUACGAGCUAUUCACCACAGACGGGUACCGCAUCAAGAACCUCUACAUCGAUCUUCCUGCCGAUUUAUGGCCCACUCUUUCACCCGCCAUAGGUCGCAUACAGCUACCUAAGCUUCGGAACGUGUUCUUCGGUGCGAGGGGUAUACCGACUGAGGAGUCGAACGUGGAAGACGAAGCGGCAAACGUAGGAGGUUGGGGACUUGGAGGAGGAGGGAAUGUGGGAGGGGGAAAUGGUGGAGGGUUGGGCGGAGGCGCUGGCGGGAAUAAUCAGGUGCAUCUUUUGGCUGGGCGCCAUCGUACGCAAGUGAAACCCAACCGUGCCGCCGCACGACUAUCACGGCUACCCGCCUCCACUCUCCUACUAAGAGAUUCCGAGUUCGCCUUCCAUCACUUAGAGCCCCCUCACAAUCUCUCAACUCUCCAUAUCCACAAAAGCCACAAGGGUCGCUCCAGUACCUACUUCCUCGAUAUCGUCGAGCUCCAACGGGUCCUCAUAUCAUCUCAUGCACUCCUGGAGCUAGAGCUGUGGGACGUAACGGCUCACGGGCCCCGAGCACAGGCUCCUAUCAUCGGUUCCAGCCUCCGUUAUGUCGCACUCCGAGGAGGUUCCACAUCCAUUGCGGCACUCACUCACUUUCUAGGCCUUUGUCAGCUCCGAGUCGCCGUGGUGCAAAUCAACGAGCCGGUUUCCUACCAGCCCACACUUCAGACCGACAUGCUAUCCGCCGUCUCUUCCCUCACUGCGGGUAAAACCAUCACGGCCGUCGGCAUAUCCAUCAACCUCUCCUCGGAAGACUUCUGGCAUUCCACAGUCGACGUAGUAUUCGCUUUGUCUGAUGCGUCUACGGUAUCGGUUCAAGUACACUACACGGACGCACAAGGGAUCCACGCAACGCUGGAGAAUCUGGUGCCACCCAAUUUACGCCUAUGCAUCGAGAUCAUACCCGGCGCCGAUGCGAGUGACAUGGUGCACAACGUAUUCCCGCUUUACACCAACCUCCCCAACUUCUGUUCUUUCCACCUAUCCAUCCACGAGCAUCACAUUCCUGCUCUGUUGAACGCCUUCGAGAGCUUCAGGCCGCCACGUCCGCGUACGUUUUUAUGGCUGCAUGGGGAACGGAGGGCAGUUGCAUUGGGAAAGAUACAGACGAACCAUUCUUCAUGGGUCCCUUACGUAUCUGUGGCCGACGAAGAACGAUGUGCGAGAUUCAUGCCGAGGAGCAGGAGAGGAUGGGUUUCGGAUCGGGACGGGGACUUAUUCUCGCCGUUGGUACCCCAGGAUGUUCCAAUACUAAAGCUCCGUAUUAUAGCAGACCGCUACCAAGGACUUUUUGCGAAGCUCUACUCCGGAUAUCUGGGGACAUAUAUCAGAACCGGCCUGGGCGAAGAAAUCAGCAAGGCUGGACAUCUCAGCAAACUCUCCAGCACGACGGGGGUGGAAGAACCGGGUGCAAUCAAAAACCGGGACUACAGAGAACGAUAA
Stereum hirsutum FP-91666 SS1 is the source of this 1836-nucleotide messenger RNA. RefSeq lists its product as uncharacterized. The record is from RefSeq and is a predicted model, not a curated record. NCBI's taxonomy places the organism in Eukaryota, Fungi, Basidiomycota, Agaricomycetes, Russulales, Stereaceae. The transcript is spliced from 3 exons. The coding region runs from base 1 to 1836 and encodes 611 amino acids.